Molecule: messenger RNA, 681 nt
Organism: Gamsiella multidivaricata
Lineage: Eukaryota; Fungi; Mortierellomycota; Mortierellomycetes; Mortierellales; Mortierellaceae
Product: TLD-domain-containing protein
Exons: 4
Coding region: 1-681 (226 amino acids)
Biological process (GO): response to oxidative stress
Cellular component (GO): nucleus
Source: RefSeq, a predicted model, not a curated record
AUGUCAGGACGAGUAGAGCAGAUCAGCAAGCUGCCACCGCUUCAGCUCUUGGAUCGGUAUGAAGACACAGACCCGGUGCUCGAUCUCGAGGCCGCUCAUUUGAUCCGCCUGGAGCUGCCAAGGAAGCUAAGGAAUGCUACAAAGUGGAAUCUUGUGUACUCGUCCGACCAGCAUGGGAUUAGCAUGACGACGCUCUAUCACCGCUGCAAAGGCAAGGGUCCCAUGAUCCUCGCCAUCAAGGAUACCAUGGACUGCGUGUUCGGCGCGUUUGUCAAUCAAGAGUUGGCCCCUCAUCUAUCGUACUAUGGAACAGGGGAAUGGUACGUUAGAUUGAACAAGGGCCAAAAGGCGGUACAGUUCUGGAAAUGGACGGGAAAGAACGAUUACAUGAUUUUGUCCGAGCCCGGGUUCAUUGGUUUUGGUGGCGGUGACGGCAAGUUUGGGCUUUGGAUCCACUCGGAUCUAGAAAUUGGACAUUCAUCGCGAUGUGCGACCUUUGAUAACGAGCCACUCGCAACUGCGUGCCUUCGUCCAAUUCGACCGGUCGCAUCUAGUGAACAGGAGCAGCAGCAGAAGCAGAUGAACGAUGCACCGGGCAGUCGCAGUCGGAGCAGCAGUCCAAAAAACGAUGAGGAAGAGUUUUAUUGUCAGACAGUCGAAAUUUGGUCCAUGGCCCUCUAA